Pogona vitticeps (central bearded dragon) is the source of this 4035-nucleotide messenger RNA. It is a transcript of the gene SPON1, whose product is annotated as spondin 1. Gene Ontology annotation, biological process: cell adhesion. The record is from RefSeq and is a predicted model, not a curated record. Gene Ontology annotation, cellular component: extracellular matrix. NCBI's taxonomy places the organism in Eukaryota, Metazoa, Chordata, Lepidosauria, Squamata, Agamidae.
GUGGGGGGGGGAACCCUUCGUGGGCUGCAACUGAUUAAAGGCUGCGUUCGUUAGUUCCUUGCUGGCUUCGCUUCGUUUUCUCCGGAGACGAGGAGGGGGAGGGGCUGGGGGGGCUUCCCCCAGCCAUCUAUUUUCAACCUGCCCAGGUUGUGAUUUUUUUUUCCCCCUCCUCUUUCUCUCUCUCUCUCACUCUCUCUCCUUGCAGGAGCAGCCCAGCAUACCGCAAUUUUGCUCUUUAUUUCAUUUUUUUUAAAAAAAAAGGAAAAAAAAGUUGUGGGGUUGGGAAAGGCAGCAGGGGAGAUGGGACGCGACCGGGGCUACCCUUGCGGGGCUUGGCGAGCCCUGCCGCUGCUCGCGUGGACUUUCCCCUUGGUGACAUUCGCCUCGUUCCCCGACGAAACCUUAGAGCGAGCCUCCAAAUCCGAAGGCUAUUGCAGCCGGAUCUUGCGCGCCCAAGGCACCCGGCGAGAAGGAUAUAACGAAUUCAGCCUCCGCGUGGAAGGCGAGCCGGAUUUCUACAAGCCCGGAAACAGCUACCGGGUAACACUUUCAGCUGCCACUCCAGCCUAUUUCCGUGGAUUCACAUUGAUUGCUUUGAAGGAAGGCAAAGAGGGAGACCGAGAAGAAGACCAUGCAGGAACCUUUCAGAUUAUAGAUGAAGAAGAGACACAGUUCAUGAGCAACUGUCCUGUAGCUGUGACUGAGAGCACACCAAGGAGGAGGACACGCAUUCAGGUGUUUUGGACAGCACCUUCUUCAGGCACAGGUUGUGUAAUUUUGAAGGCAAGUAUUGUUCAGAAGCGGAUUAUAUAUUUUCAAGAUGAGGGCUCUCUCACCAAAAGGCUAUGUGAACAAGAUUCAGCCUUGGAAGGUGUGACUGACAAGCCAAUCUUAGACUGCUGUGCCUGUGGAACUGCUAAAUACAGGCUCACCUUCUAUGGAAACUGGUCAGAGAAGACACAUCCAAAAGAUUAUCCACGACGAGCCAACCACUGGUCAGCAAUCAUUGGUGGAUCUCAUUCAAAGAACUAUGUCCUUUGGGAAUAUGGAGGAUAUGCAAGUGAGGGUGUUAAGCAAGUUGCAGAGCUGGGAUCACCUGUGAAAAUGGAAGAAGAAAUUCGGCAACAGAGUGAUGAGGUUUUGACUGUCAUCAAAGCAAAAGCACAAUGGCCUGCCUGGCAGCCGCUAAACGUGAGAGCUGCUCCCUCUGCUGAAUUUUCUGUGGACCGAACACGCCAUCUCAUGUCUUUCCUUACCAUGCUAGGCCCCAGUCCUGACUGGAAUGUUGGUCUCUCAGCUGAAGACCUGUGUACUAAAGACUGCGGAUGGGUCCAGAAAGUAAUACAAGAUCUGAUACCAUGGGAUGCUGGUACUGACAGUGGUGUUACCUAUGAGUCUCCCAACAAACCAACUAUACCUCAAGAGAAGAUAAGACCUCUUACCAGCCUAGAUCAUCCCCAGAGUCCUUUCUAUGACCCUGAAGGAGGCUCUAUUAAAUCAGUAGCCAGAGUUGUCAUUGAGAGGAUUGCACGGAAGGGAGAGCAGUGCAAUAUUGUUCCCGAUAAUGUUGAUGACAUUGUGGCCGAUCUUGCUGCGGAAGCUCCAGAAGAUGAAGAUGACACUCCAGAAACCUGUAUUUAUUCAAACUGGUCCCCUUGGUCAGCCUGUAGCAGUUCCACAUGUGAAAAAGGCAAGCGGAUGAGACAGAGAAUGCUCAAAGCUCAGCUUGACCUCAGUGUACCUUGUCCAGAAACUCAGGACUUUCAGCCGUGUAUGGGCCCAGGCUGCAGCGAUGAAGAUGGCUCCACGUGCAUGAUGUCAGAGUGGAUAACAUGGUCACCUUGUAGUGUGUCCUGUGGCAUGGGGAUGCGAUCCAGAGAAAGAUAUGUCAAGCAGUUCCCUGAUGAUGGCUCCAUGUGCAAAGUGCCUACUGAAGAAACUGAGAAGUGCAUAGUAAAUGAGGAAUGCUCUCCGAGCAGCUGCCUGGUGACAGAAUGGGGGGAGUGGGAUGAAUGUAGUGCCAGCUGUGGGAUGGGAAUGAAGAAACGGCACCGGAUGAUCAAGAUGACCCCAGCCGAUGGAUCCAUGUGCAAGGCAGAGACCACAGAAGCUGAGAAAUGCAUGAUGCCUGAAUGUCAUACUAUUCCCUGUAUGCUCUCCCCGUGGUCUGAAUGGAGUGAUUGUAGUGUAACUUGUGGGAAGGGGAUGAGGACUCGACAAAGAAUGCUCAAAUCUGCAGCAGAGCUUGGAGACUGCAAUGAAGAGUUGGAACAAGUAGAGAAAUGCAUGCUCCCCGAAUGUCCCAUUGACUGUGAGCUGACAGAAUGGUCACAGUGGUCUGAAUGCAACAAGUCUUGUGGGAAAGGCCAUAUGAUCAGGACAAGAAUGAUCAAAAUGGAGCCCCAGUUUGGAGGAGCUCCCUGCCCAGAAACUGUGCAGCGUAAAAAAUGCCGGAUAAGGAAAUGCUUGAGAAAUCCUAAUGUGGAGAAAAGGCGGUGGAAGGAACCUCGUGAGAAAAGGAGAAGUGAACAGGCAAAAGAAGAUGUGGACAGUGAGCAAUUUCCAGGUUGCAAGAUGAAACCAUGGACUGCUUGGUCAGAAUGUAGCAAAUUAUGUGGUGGUGGAAUCCAGGAGAGGUUUAUGACAGUCAAGAAGAGGUUCAAAAGCACUCAGUUUACUAGUUGUAAAGACAAGAAGGAAUUAAGAGCCUGCAACGUCCACCCUUGUUAGCAAAACCUGAGUCUUUCAAAUAAUGCACUCUGAGCUAAAUGUAAAAUCAGCCUUGAUUUGAUUUUUUUUAAAGAAAAAGAUAUAAAUUGUGUAUAUUAGUCUUCAUUUUUGCAGUGUGGUUUGCUUAUUAGUCUUGCUGGUGCAAGAGAUAUAUUUUAUAAAUAUUUCCUCACAAAUGUAUGCUGAGAGUAGUUCCUUGAUGCUCCAGCAAGCCCUUAAUGCAUAAAACUAGUGAAGUCAUUGUGAAAUCCCGUAACUUUUGACAUCAUAGACAUCUCUAUGUGGACAUACCAUAAUCAUAGAAAUGUUCCCUGUAAAUACACAGGAUGCAUGCAUUAAUGACAUUUAAACUUAAAUAUCUAUUUGGAUACAGUUUCAAAAUACUCAAAGCAGUGCCUCUGUGAUUACACAAUUGUGCCAAGGAAUUACUUCAAUAAUAUUACAGGUGCAUAUUUAUCUUCUAUCAUCACAGGUGUAAAAUUGUAUUUAUAGGAAUCCAUGGAUGCAUUCCUUUUACCUUCACGAAAAUGCUAAGGACCCGUGCAAAAGAAAGCAUCUUUUUAAAUUUCUCACACUUUCAAAACAGCAAGAAAAUUUAAACUAUCUACAUAUGUAUGGCCUGGAUGAGUACUUUUUAUGUCUGCAAUCCAUGUCUAUAAAUUAGCCUGUGACCAGCAUCUGAGAAUACUUUUCACACAUUCUCACAAAGUCAUUUGCUGGUCAGUAAGGUGCACAUAAUGAACUACUCUCAUUAGAGGUUCUCUUUGCUUGGGCAGGUCAGAUCUCAGGAGCUUCAGGAGAUAUCAGGGGCUUUAUAAAGAACUGAGCCAACAUAAGUGUACAUCAUUAUUCCCUUAGGAGGGAGGCAACCUGCCCAGAUCCAGAGCCUCAUAUUGUGCCAAGGAAAGAAAGAAUAAGGAUAAAUUUCUCUAUUUUACCUCAGUCCUGGAUUGCUGUUGUUUCAGACUUACCCUGUUUCCCCGAAAAUAAGACCUAACCUGAAAAUAAGCCCUAGUAUAAUUUUUCAGGAUGCUCAUAAUAUAAGCCCUACCUCAAAAAUGAGCCUCAGUUAAGUGAAACCCCCCCCUUCACCAUUGGGCAGCUGGGGGGAAGCCGUGGCUGCUGAUCGGAGUGAGGGAAGGUCCAGAGGAGCAGGAGGAGGCAGGCGGGAAGGCAGACGCUUCCCUGCCAGGUUUCUGGCCCCGGCCCUGUUCACUUCGGCCAGACUUUGAGGCUCUCUUUCUCUCCUGGGUUUUGUUUUGUUUUUUGCAGCGCCAGCAUGUUCCUAUGGGGCUUGCAGUGUUU